Molecule: messenger RNA, 5039 nt
Organism: Salarias fasciatus (jewelled blenny)
Lineage: Eukaryota; Metazoa; Chordata; Actinopteri; Blenniiformes; Blenniidae
Gene: zbtb37
Product: zinc finger and BTB domain containing 37
Exons: 4
Coding region: 396-1961 (521 amino acids)
Biological process (GO): regulation of transcription by RNA polymerase II
Molecular function (GO): RNA polymerase II cis-regulatory region sequence-specific DNA binding; DNA-binding transcription factor activity, RNA polymerase II-specific; protein binding
Source: RefSeq, a predicted model, not a curated record
UCCUGCAGCCUCGGCCCUUCGUGAAAAAGGAAGAUGAGGAGCGGCGACUCGCUGUCCCCGAGCCGAACCUGAAUCGAGUCUCUCCCCCUGCGCGAUGGCGGCACGCCGGCUGCUGACGGACCGGAGUAUGAACUUUGCGGCCCCUCUCCGGGCUUGAGCGCGACGCGACAGCCGCUGGAGCCUCUGCUGGAGCCGCCGCGGGUCUUCGGGGCUUGGUGGAGCGGCGGGUGGAGCUGCUGCAGCCUGCGGGACCGGACCCAGGCGAGCCGAGUCGACGUCUCCCGUCCGGACAGCGAUGCUCGGCACGCCGCGAGACUGAAGCCCGAGCCUGCACCGCAUCCUGAAACCAGAGCCCGCCUCCCCCUGCCCUCCCCAGAGUCCCAGCAGGCUGCAGCAUGGAGCGCUCCGGCAGCGUCCAGCUGGACAUCCCGGAUUUCAGUAACUCGGUUCUGUCUCAUCUGAACCAGCUUCGGGUCCAGGGUCGUCUCUGUGACAUUGUGGUCAAUGUUCAGGGUCAGAGCUUUCGAGCGCACAAGGUGGUCCUUGCCGCUAGCUCGCCAUAUUUCCGGGACCACAUGUCUCUGAGCCAGAUGAGCACUGUGUCACUGACCGUGAUCCGCAACCCGUCGGUGUUUGAGCAGCUGCUGUCGUUCUGCUACACCGGCCGCCUCUGUCUGCAGCUGGCCGAUAUCAUCAGCUACCUGACGGCUGCCAGCUUCCUGCAGAUGCAGCACAUCAUCGACCGCUGCACGCAGAUCCUGGAAGGCAUCCACUUGAAGAUCAACUUGGCCGAUCUGGACGAGGAGUCUCGGGAGGAGGAUGUGACGGCGCGAGGCUCCAGGGGGAGUCGAACCUUGGAGGCGGUGGUCCGAGGCGGGGCUCAUCACGGCAGCUUGCGGCUACUCGGCCCACGGGGAGGAGCCGAGGUGUCCGAGCCGGUCAGCCCCACUGAGGAGCCCCUCAGCCCACCGCCGACGGUGGAGCACAGCGGGCUGGAGGGCUCAGGGGCCAGCAGCAGCAGGGGGGGGAAGGAGCCGAUUCUUCGCAUUAACCGGGCCGGUCAGUGGUAUGUGGAGACGAGCAGCGAGCCAGAGCGAACCGGCAGCGCCGAAGAUGGAGGCGUUGUAGAUGGAGUUCGGAUCAAGACGGAGAGGAUGGAGGAGUGGAUUGGGUCCGGGGAGCAGCAGGAAGAAGGGGGGCCAAUGGAAGAAGGGGCCACUGUAAUGAUCGACACGUCGGGACGCAGCACGGUGGUGACGGGGCCGGUGGGGGCGCUGGGGACCCGCAGUGUGCAGCCUUCGUCCAGCUUCAGCGAGACAGAUCGGUUCAGUCCUACUGGCAGCGUGGUGGUCCUCACAGAGCGUCAGAGAGCAAAGAGCGAGUCUCCGAGCCGGGCGGAUGAACUACGACAGCCAAGCUCACAGGGGGAGGAGCAUGCAGCAUUUGACAUGGGCGGCUACGAGGACUACCUGAGGGAGCAGGUGGGAGAUCGCUGGUUCCGCUACAACCCUCGGCUCACCUGCAUCUACUGCUGCAAGUCCUUCAACCAGAAAGGCAGCCUGGACCGCCACAUGCGGCUGCACAUGGGCAUCACACCGUUCGUGUGCCGCAUCUGUGGGAAGAAGUACACCCGCAAGGACCAGCUGGAGUACCACAUCCGCAAGCACACCGGCAACAAGCCCUUCCACUGCCACGUCUGCGGCAAAAGCUUCCCCUUCCAGGCCAUCCUCAACCAGCACUUCCGCAAGAACCACCCGGGUUGUGCGCCGCAGGAGGCCCACAGCGCCUCCCCCGAGACCACCACCACCUCCGUCACCUCCAGAGGCGGGCCGAGCGACGAGGCCUCCCCCAGCCAGGAGGAGCCCGAGGCCGGGGGAGGCAGCGGCGCGGGGAGCAGCAGCGGCGGAGGCCAGUACGGCGAAGGUCCGCAGGCCUCGGUUUCCACCACGGGGCCCGACUGACCCUGCCGGGCGUUGGGGUGGGAGUCACAGGUGGACGGACUGGCUGGACGGGCCAGUCGGAUCCUGUUGUCGCCAACAGGACGCGGAAGCCGCUGCAGUCAAAAGACACCUCAGAGUUCGAACUGAGAUUUUUUUCCGCUUUAAACCGCAUCUACCUUCACUAACCGAACCGCACCAAUUAAGCUAAAAUGAAGAAAUGCCACACACUCCAACAACCUCAUACACCGCCGCGUUCCGUGGUUCUAGUUUGCCUCCGUCGAGUUUCUGUUACAGAUAUCUACUUUUAUAUUUACAGGUUCACAAUGCAGCGUCACAGCGGUCUGUCUGACGGACACUUUGCCAAACUUCUCAGUGCCAGUUUAUUCGUUUAAAAAAAAAAAAAAAAAAAAUCCUUCGUAUUUGCCUUGAGACAAUCUGGAGCAGGCAGGUUGAUAAUAAGAAAUCCUGAGCUCUUUAAACACCACAAAGAAAAGAAAAAGUUGCACAAAAAAAUGGGGUUCAAUGACAAAAUGGCACGUGGUGAAAGUUCAGCUUCAGUGUGAUCGGAGUUUCUGAUGCUUUCAGGCUUUCUGUUGACAUUUCAGGAUAAGAUCUCUCUGUAGAUUUAACACAACAUACCUCAUAUCGCAGCCUCAUAAUCCUCAAACCACACUUUCAGUCCUCGGUUUCAUCGGGUCCUGAUCCAGGGAAAAGUUUUCACCGUCUACUUCAAAUAAAACUUUCACAGCCGUCGUUUGUUUGCAGGUAGUCAACUUUUUAAAGUUGACUUCUUUAGAAUUUUGAGGGUUUCCUGGUAGAUUAUGAUGUUUUUAAAGCUAGAAUGCCACAAAUCUGUGGACUCCAUUUUUGGCCUUGGAUAAGCCAGAACAUUACUGUCUCGCCAAAUGCAAGUGGACACACCGACAUACAAAUAUAAGUCCCUUCAAAAUUAGAACUAUUACCAGUUUAAUUGUGUUAAACAACACCUUCCCUCCCACUCCAUUUGGGCUUGGCCCUCAGGUUGGGGACCAGUCUAACCACUGGUUAAGAAUAGACCCACCCGCAAAACUAAUAUCCGACCCUCUCAUCAACGCAGUGCGUUGCCAAUCACUUCAGAUUUCCAGGAAUCAGUUCAGACGCCCUCAAACUCUCUGGUGCAGACAAACUGUGGAGCCUCCGAUCACACUGGGCUGUUUAUUUGGCUGUUAAACAAGACCUGUGGCAGUUGAACUCGGUUUGUCAGGAUCUGAUAGAUCAGACUGGAUCAUCAGGCAGCGGGAAAACUGGAUGGCGUCCAGCCUCAGAUAAGCUACACAGCUCAGUUACCUCUCAUCACUACGCAAUACAGCUGCAGCACAGCACCACCGGGGGGCGCUCUGGUUCCAUUCACACAGAGAGCUCCGUCAGUCUUCUCAGAUAUUUUUAUAAAGCAAGCAUGUCUUUACGAUUUUCUUUUGUUACGGUUUUCUCGGGAACUAUCUUGCUCUGACAAUGUGGAAGUUUUUAACGUGGAAAAAGGACGAGUUCUGACCCGGUCAGGAGCUUCUGCCGAAGCGAACGACGCACCGAACCUGCUGCACUCCGGCCUGUCUUGGUUUCAGACUGAAGGUCCUCACAGAGCGAUCGAUGGGAACAAGAACUUUUUUAAGUCCUUAGGUCGACUAUAAACAGGUUGCUCUGAGUAAAGACCUGAAGACUCGCUAUACAGUAUAGUUUUGAUGAGUAACUAUACAUAUUUUUAGGAACUUAUAUUAGCUUGUAAGCUAUUUAUUUUUGCAGAGUUUACUGCGUUUUUCAAGCCACCUUAUUGCAUCGUUUCUUAUUAUAUUUAGUAUUGGAUAAUAGUUUUGAUCUUUAGUUUCCAGUAGUUAAGAACAUUUCUUGAAAAAUAACUUAAAAAAAAUAUUUUGUAAACAAAUUGCAUAGUUUUUAAGCUGUUAAAUCUUCCCACGACAGGGCGCUUGCUUCUCCAGAGGAAAACGUAUAAAUACGGGAUACUCACCUCAUUAACCAAUGUUGUUUAGACUCAGUAUUAUGACUUGAUUUGCCUCACGCAUAGUUGGAAGAAAAUCAACUUCAGUUUGAUGUCUGUUUCACCUGUGUGGAAAUUUAGCUAGCAGGCUAACCGAUGUGGCUAACGUAGCUCUUAUCUGUCUUUGAUUGAGCUUAUUGCAGUGGCCUUAUGUUAACUGUUCAAUUCCUCUGAAAAACGUUAUUCAGCAUGUGAGUUCAGUGUGUUUUGCUUAUAAUCUUAAACAGAUUACAUCCGGUAGUUUGCUUAUUUCAUGGCAGUGAUAUUUUUAAGAAGUGGACCUAAUGCUAAUGAAAUAGUGAGCUUGGUUUUAGCAUAAUUUACAAAUGAACUGUUACCACAGAACAAGAUGAACCCCCCCCCCCCCCCCAUGGAUCUAGCCUUUAUAAAGUUACCCAGUCACGCGUUAUAGAACAUUCAACAUCCAGUAAUAAGCUUUUGGACAGAAUGUUAAAACACUGUUGAUGAAAGGCGACAUGAAUCGGCUCCUUUCAUGGAUUAAGUGACUGACAGUAAGUCAUCAAGCCAUAACGUGGAUUUUAGGCCGUUUUGAAUAAUUAGAGGUCAGAUCUGUCUGGUAACGGCUUUAAUGUCAAAAACGGAUUCAAAUCAGAACAGAAGAACUUUAAUUUAGCCUUAAUGCUGGCUGCGCUUCUCAACAAAACACCAGAAUUAGCAGGUGUCUUAUGUCUACGUGUUGAAAAUGCUCAGAGUGGACCAUCAGGAUGUAAGCGUCUUUGUCUAAUCAGUAAAAUAAAGUUGGAAAGUAUCGGGGGGGAAAAAAAGCAGUAUUUUGGCCAUUCAGAUCCUGCAGAAGGUCAAUUUACUGGCUUUUCAGAACAAAAAAAAAAAAAAAUGUGACUUUGGUGCAAUAACAGUGAAUUCCGGCAUAGCCGAUCAUUUCUAAUGAAUUGAGUGUGUCCCAAGGACGGAGUGCAGCUCAGGUUGUGCGUCGCUGGCUUCAGGUGGUUCUGAUCUGGGCUCACGUGGACAGGAUGAGGAGCCAGACCCUGUCAGACCAGAUGGAUGUAAUAGUCAGGCCAUGGAGCUGGGCUUUUGAAAAAAAA